This is a messenger RNA of Lates calcarifer (barramundi perch), 2233 nucleotides long. RefSeq names its product tubulin folding cofactor E (gene tbce). The record is from RefSeq and is a predicted model, not a curated record. The coding region runs from base 146 to 1711 and encodes 521 amino acids. Lineage: Eukaryota; Metazoa; Chordata; Actinopteri; Centropomidae. Gene Ontology annotation, biological process: protein folding. The transcript has 17 exons. Gene Ontology annotation, molecular function: alpha-tubulin binding.
UCUGAAAGGCUUCGCAGGAAACGAGUACAUCGUUGAAAUGGGUCGUUUCCGGUGAGGAGUAGGUGCGUAAUGUUUUGGUUUGGUAGCUAGCUCAGCAGCUAAAACUCCUCAGAAUCUACAUCUUUAAACGUUACAGGAGACCUCGAUGGGAGUCGACCAGACGGACCCGGAGGUGCCGGAGGACGCGGUGGGAAAGCGGGUGUCCUGCGGCGGGGAGCGGGCCACGGUGCGGUACGUGGGCCCGGUACCGCCGACAGCAGGGCUGUGGCUGGGUGUGCAGUGGGAUAACCCCGACAGAGGCAAACACGACGGCAGCCAUGAAGGAGUCCAGUAUUUCUCCUGCAGACACUCUAAAGGAGGCUCCUUCGUCCGUCCAGCCAAGGUGAGCUUCGGAGUGGAUUACCUGACCGCCGUGCGACAGGUGUACCGGAUCGACACGGAGGAGGUGCUGAGCGAGGAGAUCUCCAUCUCCUCCAAGAAGCUCAAAUGGGGGAGCAUCAAGGAGCGCAGCUUCGAGAGUCUUCCAUCAGUGAUACUGAGUCACUGUGAGGUGAACGGCCCCGGAGAGCAGGACGGAGAGAUCAGGACCACAACUCCCAACGUGGAGUGGUUGGACCUCAGCGGGACUCUGCUGUCCUGCUGGGAGGACGUGGCUGCCAUCACCCAGCAGCUGGACAGACUGGAGGGACUGCAGCUCAGCUGUAACAGGCUGCGUUUGCCCUCUGAGCUCUCGGCUCACUGCCAGGCUUUCUGCAGCCUCAAAGUCCUCGCGCUCAACAGCUGCGACCUCACCUGGCCACAGAUCCUGGAGUGCGCCCCCAUGUGGCCACAGCUGGAGGAUCUCUGUGUGGAGGAGAACAACAUCACAGAGCUGCAGAGGCCGGAGGGAGUCCUGCAGACGCUGAGGAGUCUGAAUCUGUCCUGUAAUCCUCUGGUCCAGGACUCAGUGCUCAGUCUGUCUGCUCUGCCCAGACUGGAGCAGCUGAACUUGUCCAAGACCGGACUGUCUGUCAUUCGAUUUGAUGACGCUGCUCCAGGAUCUCAAACAGCCAUGUUUCCAGCUCUGAAGAAUCUCAACCUGAACCACAACAGCAUCACUGAGUGGUGUGUGGUGGACGAGUUGGCGAAACUUCCCAGUUUGGUUCAGUUUUCGUGUCGUGGAAACCGACUGGUGAGCAGCGAUGGGAACCCCAAAACAGCCAAUCAGAUGCUGAUCGCCAAACUGGGACGACUGGUCGUCCUCAACAGCAGCGAGAUAUACCCUGAGGACAGGAGGGGGGCAGAGCUCGACUACAUCAAGAUGUUUGGAGAGGAGUGGCUGAAGGCAGGGGGGCGGAGUCAGGCCAGCACCCAGUUCACCUGUCUGCACCCUCGUUACCAGAGCCUCAUCGACAAGUAUGGAGCUCCAGAGGAAGGAGAGCUGAAGAAGCCGGAGCCGUUCGCCCUGAAAAAUCAGCUGUUAAAGAUUACGUUUGCGUUCCCUGACGACGCCGAGCGGAAGCCGAUAGAGAAGAAACUUCCAGCCACCAUGGUCGUUCAGAAGGUGAAGGGACUCCUGUACAGACUCCUGAAGGUUCCUGCAGCAGAUCUGAAGCUCACCUACACCAGCCCCAAGAUGGUGGGGACAGAGUUUGAGAUCGACAGCGACUUGAAGACUCUGCAGUUUUACUCCAUAGAGGACGGAGACCAGGUGCUGGUCCGCUGGUCCUAACCCGGGACCAGGAGGAUGAGGUGAGGACCCAGAGACAGACCAGAAGCUUCAAGGACUGAACUUGAACUUCAGACUGUGGACGCUGUCCUCCGCUGUGGACGAGGACGCUCAGACUGACACUGAGCGUGUUUGACUUCAUGACCGUGUUUCAGACAUUAAAGCUCAGCGACGCUCGACUUUACUGGAUUCUAUUGAACAAUCGUCCAAGAACUGAAGAGGUGAACAGCAAACAGACCUUUGACACACUAUGACUUGAAUUGGUCUGAGUUCAUAUAGUUAACUCUGUAAUGACUGAUUGAUUAUUGAUUAAUCUUCUGAUUGUCUUUGUGGUUCAUUGAUUGUUUGGUUUAUCACCUUCAUGUGAUCGUUGUGUCCAAAUUUAUUAACAAACAAAAAUUCAAUUCUUCAAAUAAUCAAAAAGAAAAGCAGCAAAUCUUCAGUGAGAAACUGGAACCAGGAAAUAUAUGAAAUAAAAUUUCAUCAAAUCAUAAUAAAAAGCAGCUGCUGAUUAAUUUUCUGACA